UGAAUGUGGCUCAAAACGCGUCGCUAACCGCUGGUUAACAACGUUUAAUGCUAAAGAAAAAAGUGAAAUCAUAUAAUAUUGAUGUAGAAUAUACAGAAAUAAAUCUGAAAAUUAAGUCCCCGGAUAUCCCCUUUAGAAAAAGUGUGAAAAUGUGGAGAAACUAACAGGAAUACUAUGAAGCAUGCUGUAAAACUUGGCCAAGAUAAACUCGUUUGCACCAAUACACAUGUGUUUAUACGUAUAAGGGCAACGCAAAAUACUCAGACUCCAGAAGCCAGCAAUUAAAAAAGAAGUUAGUCAGUUAGCGUCUGGGCCGCGUUGCUGGUGUAUGAAUCAUACUUUGGAUACCUUUAAAAAUAACAAAACAAACGCCUCCCAAGCAGGAAAGAGUUGUAACAGUGAUUCGAUCAAACUUAAAUAAAUUAUUCACACAUUAUAAAAUACCUUAAAUGUCGGUCAGGAAAUUAAGUGCCCUAUCGCUCUCCAUUGGUGGAGCUCCGUUGAUCCCAAGUUUUUCCUUGGUCGCUGCUGCAAAUGGAGAGAGUAAGGAUUGCCAUGGCUCGAUCUGUCAUCCGGUCAAUGAAUUUUGCUAUGUUGCAACGGAGAGGUGCCAUCCGUGCAUCGCGGUCUGUAAUAACGAAACCCACAACUACGACGCGUUUCUGUGCGCCAAGGAAUGUUCAGCAUACAAGACAUUUGAGCCGUUGAAAGCGGAGAUGCUGGACAUCCAAAAUACCCAGCAGAUGAUCCUCCUGCUGCUAACUAUCCUUCUCGUCCUGAUUGCGCUUCGCUGCGCGUUCCAGUUCCUUCGGUGGCUGAUAAGCAAUCGGUGCUUCCAGAAGCUGUUGCGCCGUCUCCAAUCGAAGGCAUACCCGCAUCCGGCAACUGCAAAUGGAAAGGAUCUCAAUGCUACCACCAUACAGAACCUGAAUGCCAUCAACCAUCCUGGCAGCGACCUUGAGCGAGCGCAAUCACAGAUCUACAGUGUGGCAGGUAAGUGUGCCGCCGAGGGUUCCGUUGUGACUAUGACAACGCCGGUGAGCACUCGCUAUCCGGCGGAAAACAGCACCACGCCCACAACGGUUAUGACGGAGAUCGGAUAUGGAUACGAUAAUCAGGCCAUGGUCGUAACGCCAGUUUCUGAGAAACCCUCAGCAGCGACAGUUUCCGUCGCCUUCUAAGGCCAUACAAGUACUUAAAAACUUUUACUUACUACUAAUCAGUCCAGCGAAAGCAAAAUGUGCACCACAUUGAAACUAGUGAUAUUUUCCUAAGUGCUUAAGCAAAAAGUCUUCUUUUGAUAUGUUAUACAUAAACAUAUGUAAGCAUAAACAUGUAGGUAGUAUGCGUAAUUUACAAACAGGAUUAAAUGUGUUGAAAUAUACAUGAAACAUAUUUAAUAAACCAAUGCGGCCUUAAAAACUUA
Molecule: messenger RNA, 1426 nt
Organism: Drosophila santomea
Lineage: Eukaryota; Metazoa; Arthropoda; Insecta; Diptera; Drosophilidae
Gene: grnd
Product: protein grindelwald
Exons: 3
Coding region: 450-1181 (243 amino acids)
Source: RefSeq, a predicted model, not a curated record